Molecule: messenger RNA, 1347 nt
Organism: Verticillium nonalfalfae
Lineage: Eukaryota; Fungi; Ascomycota; Sordariomycetes; Glomerellales; Plectosphaerellaceae
Exons: 1
Coding region: 1-1347 (448 amino acids)
Cellular component (GO): cytoplasm
Molecular function (GO): phosphatase activity
Source: RefSeq, a predicted model, not a curated record
AUGUCAACCUUGGUGUCGUUGCGAGAGGAUGACAGCCUCAUGCGGCAAGAGAGCACCGAUAUUCCAGUUGGCACAAAGACAAUUACGAGCCAUCAGAAGAAUACAAACCCCGGGGUUUCAAUUUACGCAAUGGUCCCAUUAUGGCCGAACCCAACUCCACCACUUAAACGGCCGUACCAAUUUCGAGUGGUAAAAGAAUUCAAUGACCUCAACCGACUUGAAAACGAUAAGAAUGACAAGAACGUCAUCACCCUGAGUCACAAGUAUAUCAGCCCGACACCAACAAUACACACAGAUGACACACCGGAAGACAUCCUUACACGGCUCAUCAUGGAACAUGGUGGCCCUAUCAACUGCAAGCUUUUAUACAUAACGCGUCAUGGCCAAUCGAAGCACAAUGUCGACGCCCUGGAAGCGGGCGGGGACCAAUACUCUGCCGUCUGCGCGCAUUUUGCUCAGGAUCGAGAUCCAGCUCUCACAAAUAGCGGCGAGCAAGAUGCGGCAAAGGCAGGGGACCUGAUAUCCACCUCCGAGGCUGCCAAGUACGCUGUGCCUUCUGUGGUGUACUGCAGUACUUUAAAGAGGACGUUGCAGACCGCCGUGAUUUGUGCGGCCAGAUAUGUUCCCGCGAAUAUGCCGUUGACGCUCUUCCCUCGUGAUGGCCUCCGCGAGUUCAUGGGCCCAGGACACCUCCAUGUGUCGGACGGACGAGGCAACAAAAGUGACAUACUCGAGACACUUUCGGAAUUAAGAAUAUUCAAGCAACUGUCUGUGGAGCUCGAGGAAGACCUGCCAGACGAAGAUGAUGCUUUCCGCACUGCGGAGACCUACAUAAAUGUCGACAUUCGGAUCGAACAUGAACUUGCCAAGAUCUUCGAUGAUACUACCAACAGGUCGUCUCGAGCGGUCCACAUCGUCUCGCACAACAGGGCGAUACAGUCCAUUCUGCGUUGUUUGGGAUACUCCACGAACCAAAGCAACUACCGCAUCUUCGACUUUGACAACGCUGCGACGAUCGCACUGCUCGUCAGUCGAACACCGCGAACCGAAAGGCAACAAGAGGACUUACAAGCAUCUGAUGAAGCCCUCCAGAGAGAAGAAAGUGCCCAAAUAGAUGAGUCAUAUUGCGCAGACAUUAAUUCUGGCUUUGAAAAGAUUCAAAAGGACUGCAUGGAAGGGAGGUCGGACAAGUGGCAGCCGUGGCUGAAGAAGCUCGAGGAGGAGCUGGCAAACGGCUCGUCAGGCGAUGUUAUUGAGUGGAGGUUUGAAUUGCUGAAGAAGGCCAUGUCGGGAGAGUUUAAGUGCGGGGAAUUUGCGACGCAGAAGGCAGUCGGAGCCUUUCAGUAG